Molecule: messenger RNA, 1670 nt
Organism: Lactuca virosa
Lineage: Eukaryota; Viridiplantae; Streptophyta; Magnoliopsida; Asterales; Asteraceae
Source: the annotation of a GenBank genome assembly
AUGUAUACAAAGUUGUUCAUGCUCUGCACCGAUCUGAUCAGUAACAGACCCAUGGACAAAUCCAAGCAAGCAAAUGCAUCAGAAGGAGAAGAUGGGGUUGAUUUGAUCAGUAACUUGCCAGAUCAUGUUCUUCAGUUGAUUCUUUCAGGUAUUCCAAGUACUGAAGAAGUAAUUCGAACAAGCGUUUUGUCAACACGAUGGAGGCAUUUGUGGACUUCAAUUCCAUCUAUAGACAUAGAUUAUACCCGAGGAUUAGAUCCAGAUAAGGAAUUGGAAAGUAAUGGAUUCAAAGAGUUUGUGUAUUGGGUUUUACUAAACAAAACUCUUGAUUUGGAUAGUUUUCGUUUAUGGUGUGCGGAUUACUACAAUAUGUCAACCAUAAGGCGAUGGAUUCAUGCUGCUGUUGUGAGAAAAGUCAAACUACUUGACUUGAUGUUUAGCCCAAUAGAUGAGCCUGAGGAUCUUGAGAUACCCCAUUGUCUGGUGACUUGUAGUUGUUUGGAAGUGUUAAAAUUAUAUUUGCUCGGAUAUCAUCGUCUAUGUUUGCCUAAGAUUCCAGGGUUCCCUGCACUUAGGGUUCUUGAGUUGAACGACGUUGUAUUGAGCGAUAUUUAUAGAAGAAAGGGUGAUUUGGUAAAAUAUUUUCUUGAAAGCUGCCCAUUGCUUGAGGAUUUGAGUUUGUUAAACUGCUGUACUCCGUCUGGAUCUCUUGUUAUUGCAAGUCCGAAGCUCAAGAAUCUGAGAAUUGAAAAGCAAGAAAUGAUACCUGAUCCAGAAGUAGAUGAUAUGUUAGAUUGUCUGGGGCUUGAGAUUUCUUGCCCAAAUCUGGAGCUUUUGAAGUUAGUUGGCCCUGUAUCUUUUAGUUUUUCAUUCCGAAAUCUAAACUCCUUGAAGAAAUCUAUGAUACACUGUACAGACUUUUCACUUGAAUCCUUUUGUGAUGUUUUUGAUGAAAUAUCUAAUGUGGAAUAUUUGUCCAUCAGCGGUUGCUUUGUGGGACAGUGCUAUUGGCCAGAAAAAGAUGAGCCUGUAUCUCUACCUAAUCUCAAGACUUUGGAGAUAACAGUUGAUGACCCGUACGGAGUGUAUAUGCUCAUCCCAUUUCCCAAAUGUUUUCCGGAUCUAGAGUCUCUCCAUUUAAUCUUUGUAAAGCAUGUUUAUGGAUUGAACAAGUGGCAUCUACAAGAAGCCGAAAAAAUCAACAUCUUGGCUCGUUGUCUGAAAAAGGUGGAGUUUCGUGAAUUUGAUGACGAAAAGCCAAUACUAGUUGUAGCAAGAGCUUUAUUGGAGCAUGGAAAUGAAUUGGAGGAAAUGGUUUUUAGUUGGGGUGAUGAAGCCAAGUUCCAUGAGAUGUCAUUGGAGACUAUGAAUCAAGUCUCAAAUUUUCGCAAGGUUUCUUCAACUGUCAAACUUCGAUUUGUGAUUAACCCAAGCCAAGCUGAUCUGUAGAUUAGAAGUUGACUCGAUUAAUGUCAAGUCAAGCUCGUGCUCAAGCAACUCUAGUAUUAAACUACUUAACUCGAGUCGAUUACACCCUAAGUCAAACUCAUGACUCUCUAUUCAGUUAAGGACCGAUGUUGCAAGCUCUGUAUUAAAAAUUAUGCAAGUAGUAGCUACUUUAUUCAUGUUAUGGGUAAACCUAAUUCCUUGGUUUCAGGUGGAUGCUUGUU